Stegodyphus dumicola is the source of this 3950-nucleotide messenger RNA. Its product is annotated as hexosaminidase D-like. NCBI's taxonomy places the organism in Eukaryota, Metazoa, Arthropoda, Arachnida, Araneae, Eresidae. The record is from RefSeq and is a predicted model, not a curated record. Gene Ontology annotation, biological process: carbohydrate metabolic process. Gene Ontology annotation, molecular function: hexosaminidase activity.
AAUGCGAGAAGGCUUAAGAAACUCUGUUCAUAUCAUUAUGAUGACCAUAUGGCGUCGAAAAUUUCUUGUAGUCUCCGGAUGUUUAAUAUGGGCAGUUUUCUACCUUUAUAUUCAUUACAUCUCUGUACCAGAAGAAGUUGGGUAUCCAUCUGAUGGAACUUCUGUUAAACAUCCAAUAAACACUGAUCGUAAUAAUAUUCUUGAAACUUCAGGAAGAUCUACAACAAAAAUGCAAUUUUUAAAAAUUUCUAAUCCACUUACUUCACCUGAAGGUAACGAGAAAGCAUUUAAUAUAAACCAACAGGCUAGCAAGCAAAACAAUUAUUCUCCUACAGCCCAAUCAUAUCGAGAUAAACAUAGAUCAGAAAAUGAUAUUCAUGAUCAUCAUUCCAAAGAACAACGUCCGAACAGCAAGCAGAAACAGAAAUCUGUCAGAGAGAAGUAUGCGGAUAAAGGAAUUAAGCCCACAUCAUUUUUAGUUCGUUCAAAACAAAAGACAUCUUACCCUGGAGAUGGAAGUAACACUUCGACUAGUGAAAGUCCAAAAGCAAACGUAUAUAUCCCCCCUCUUCGUUUGGUGCACUUUGAUUUGAAAGGCGCUCCUCCUAAAAUUUCAUUUUUCAAAGCAAUAUUUCCUUUAAUAAAAUCUGCAGGUGCUAAUGGAAUUUUGAUGGAAUAUGAAGAUACGUUUCCUUUUUGGGGCCCACUAUCAUCAAUAGCUGCACAUAAUGCAUACCAAAAGAAACAAAUUCGAUAUAUUCUCGAACUUGCGAAAAACCAUGACUUGCUUGUUAUCCCUUUGGUACAAACUUUCGGACAUCUAGAGUUUGUGCUGAAACUUCCCGAGUUCAAACAUUUAAGAGAAGUAGAAGAUAUUCCACAGUCAUUGUGUCCAACAAACAAUGGAUCUCUAGUAAUGGUUAAAAUGAUGAUUGAUCAAAUUAUGGCCUUGCAUCCAAAUUCAAACUGGCUUCAUAUUGGCAGUGAUGAAGUAUAUCAAUUAGGACACUGUUCAAGGUGUUCUAGAUAUGAAAGAAAUAGCCUUUUUCUAGCUUACGUUCGUAAAGUUGCUAAAUAUGUAAGAGAACAACAUAAAGUUAUUCCCAUUAUGUGGGACGAUAUGCUCCGUCACGCUUCUGUUUCAGAAUUGGAGAAGUAUGAAAUGGGAAAGCUAGUUGAACCGAUGGCUUGGACAUACGUUGAGGACGUAUACUUGUUUCUCCCAAGUAGUCUAUGGGAGAAAUACAGUGAAGUAUUCCCUUACAUGUGGACAGCAAGUGCUUUUAAAGGUGCUUUUGGGGAAACGUUGACAGUGCCAGAUGCCAAGAGGCACUUGGAAAAUAAUGUUGCCUGGCUUACAGUAAUGAGUGAACAAAACAAUAGUUUCAAAGGUUUCAGAGGCAUUGCGCUGACUGGAUGGCAAAGGUAUGACCACUUCGCUUCCCUCUGUGAGCUCUUACCUGCAGCUUUGCCAUCACUGGUCUUGAAUCUUUUAACUGUGACUCGUGGUCGCUUUGACCGCAAAAUAUUUCCUCAAGUCCAAGAAAUUUUAGAAUGUUCUUCGCGAGUUCAUUAUCACUUAGAUUUAGAACAUGAUCCAUAUAUGUGGCGAGCUUUAGGUGUUUGUUUCUUUCCUGGAUCUUCAGUAUUUCGCCUCACUCUGCGACACAAUGAUGUAGCAAAGUCUCUUGACAAAUACAUAAAUGACAUAUCCUCACACAAAGGAUGGAUGACAGAAUAUAACGUUAAUCAUAACUUUUCAAGUCCAUUACGGGUAAAUGAACUGCUCAGAGAUUUCAGUUAUUACAAUUCUUCUCUACAAAUGCUUCAAGAUGCUGCCGUUAAGGCCCUUAGAGAAGCGUAUGACGACGAUACGGUCAGUGAAUGGAUCGAGUUGAACAUACAUCCAUAUGUCAAAAAGAUGAAUACCAUAUGGGAACAAGGACUGAAGCUGAAAAAAUUUAAUACCUGGCCUCGAAGACCCUUGCCUAAAUUUAUCCAAUUACCGUCACCUCCAAAUAUAGACUUAGGGUUUAUUACAUCCUGAAAAUUUAUUGGUUUACUUUACCUGUGCAUAAAUGUGAUAGGACUCCUUGUCGUUUGGUGUUUAAUGAAAUCAGUGUGAAAUGAGUGCAAUGAGUGUUUUCUCACUUGUAUGGUAUUCGAAGUAACGACACAAUGUAUUAUUCUGGAAUGUACUUUAGCUCUUUCUGAACUUGAGUCGAUUUAUAGGUGCACUUGAAUUUUUAAAUAUUUUAAAUUUUCAGUAUUCUGUAAAUUUCUUGGAGGGAUCAAACAUAUUUUUAACGUGAAUUUAAAACUAGCAUUUGGACAGUAGGCUAAUAUAUUUAGAUUCGUAAUAUAUUAAUAAUUCAAUGAAGUUAAUUUUCUAUAGCAAUAAAAGAACAUAGAUAUUUACUGUUAGAAUCUGAUGAAACGCAACUAUUUACUUUUUUUGGUAUAAAAGCAGCUUUUUCUUCAAGAAGAAACAAAAUGUAAAUGCAGAUAAAUAUAGCAUAUUAACAGUUUUAUUUUUAUGGUAAAUAUAUUUUUACUUGAUAUGUUAUAUUUGAAGCAGAUUUCUUCAAAUUAUGUAAUUUAUACGUAUUUCAAAUGCAUUGUAAAGUAUAAAGUACGCUCUUAUAUAUAUGCUAUAUUUUUCAAACUAAUUAAAAUAACUGAAUGUACAGUUAAUCUUCAUGCUCAUCAAAUACGCAAUUAAGUAAUAGUGGAAAUGUUGCACUUAAAAACAUUUUCUGAAUAAUCUGAAAUUUGUUAUAUCACGUUUUCCAAAUUCAGUUUUCUAUUAACUUAAUUUUAAGUUUGUAUUAUUUAUUUUGAGAAAUACAUUUCCUAAGUUUCCACCAAACACCGUUAAUACCGAUAUACAAACACCGUUAAUUGUAUUUUUGUUAAACCUUGAGAGGGGUUGUGCACAUAUUUGAUCCAUGCAGUGCAAAACCUUGUUUCACAAUCAAAUAUUUUAUUGAGUUUCCGGCACAUUACACUGUUUGACAUUAACGAAGUUUUGUGUCUUAAAAAUUUUAUAUCCAUAUCUCAUUUUAACUUACAAAGAUGAUAUAAAAGUAUCAUCUACUCUAAUUUUGUUUAUAAACUCUAUUCAAAGUUUUCAAAGACCAGUCACUUGUAAUAAAAAUACAAACUGAAGUAUUCACACAUUCAGCAUUUAUUUCAUUGAUGUUAGGUAAGUAAUGUUUUUUAUACUUACAUAAAUGUACUAAAGUGCAUAACUGGGCUGAAGAAAUGAACAAGAUUUCUAAAAUAAAAGAAAAUUUCUUGGUAAAUGGUCAGCCACGAUACCUGAGCAAGAUCUAGAACUCGUUUUAUUUUUUGACAUUUAUGGAGCCCUUUUUAUUCAAGGACGAAAUACAUCAUUUGCACGCAGAGACAGAAGUUUAUUACAGAGAUCUAUAUCUGCUCUCGAUUUAUUAUUUCAUGCAUGAUCUAAUUUCGAAUGUAUAAGCAUAAUACCAAAUGCAGCUCUUAAAUGUUUUUGUACUAAUGGUCAAAAUGAUUAACCGUAUAAUGUAAAUAUAAGAUUUAAGCACGAAUUAAAAUAAUAAAAUUUUCGGGUGGAUUUUUCUAUGUUAAUAUUUAUAUUAAAUAUCGUACAGUUUAUUUUCUACGGCUUCAAAGUUUAAUCCGGGGUGUAAAUCUCUGAAGCAGAUUACGCAAUGUGAAACAGCUUCUGAAUACCUAACUGCAUACGAGUUUUUAGUAGAGGCUACCCUCAAGUGUGGAGGAUGUUAAAAACUUAAAAAUUUAUUCGAUCGGUUUAUGAGACUUUAUGAUUACGUCUUGUGAUCUGUUUUUGAUCACUUUGUGAGACUCAUAUUACAGCAUUGUAUCAUUCUAUAACUGUCAGAUCUCUUCAGAAUACACGCACAUGGUUUUAAGAAUUAAACUUUUCUUUUAUCUUGUAGAUAUAA